Messenger RNA from Besnoitia besnoiti, 939 nucleotides. RefSeq names its product ribosomal protein RPL5. NCBI's taxonomy places the organism in Eukaryota, Apicomplexa, Conoidasida, Eucoccidiorida, Sarcocystidae. The transcript has 4 exons. Gene Ontology annotation, molecular function: 5S rRNA binding; structural constituent of ribosome. Bases 1 to 939 code for a protein of 312 amino acids. The record is from RefSeq and is a predicted model, not a curated record. Gene Ontology annotation, cellular component: ribosome; cytosolic large ribosomal subunit. Gene Ontology annotation, biological process: translation; ribosomal large subunit assembly.
AUGGCUUUCGUCAAGGCGCUUAAGAACAAGGCGUACUUCAAGCGGUACCAAGUGAAGUACCGCAGAAGGCGACAGGGGAAGACGGACUACGCCGCGCGCCGUGCGUUGGUCCUCCAGGACCGCAACAAGUACAAUGCGCACAAGCAUCGCUUGGUCGUCCGCCUGACAAACAAACGGAUCAUCUGCCAAAUUGUCUACUCGACGAUUGAGGGAGACCGUGUCAUCUGCAGCGCAGAGUCCACGGAGCUCCCCCGGUAUGGCGUCAAGAUCGGCUUGACCAACUACGCGGCCGCGUACUGCACCGGGCUCCUCCUCGCUCGUCGGAUGUUGAAGACUCUCGGUCUUCAAGACUCCUUCAAGGGCGUUGAUGAGGCAACCGGAGAGGAGUUCCACAUCGAAGAGAACUUCGAUGAGCGCCGCCCGUUCAAGGUUCUCCUCGAUGUCGGUAUCGUCCGUACCACUGUCGGCAACCGUGUCUUCGGUGCGAUGAAGGGUGCUGCGGAUGGCGGUCUCCACGUCCCUCAUGGCAUCAAGAAGUUCCCGGGUUACUCCAAACCCGAGGGUGAGGGCGAGGGCUCCUACGACCCCGAGGCUCACCGCGCCCGCAUCCUGGGCCUCCACGUCGCGGAUUACAUGCGUCAGCUGAAGGAGGAGGAUCCCGAGAGAUACAGCGUCCAGUUCUCUCAGUACAUCAAGAACAAGAUUGACGCCGACGACAUUGAAGCCAUGUACAAGAACGCCCAUGCGAAGAUCCGCGAGAACCCCGACGCCGUCAAGAAGGAGCGAGCCACCAAGGCGCAGCACGUCCGCCAGGGAAAUGUCAUCAAGACCGCCAAGGGUCAGUACGUGCGCAACGUCAAGCUGACCAAGGCGCAGAGACGCGAACGUGUGCAGCAGAAGAUCGCGUUGGUUGCGGAGCAGAUGGCAGCGGAGGCAUAA